AUGGCUCCUCUCAGCACUGUAUGGAAAUUAAGUCUGGUUCCUUGGGUUAUCAUUAAAUCCAUUAUACAAUACUAUACAGUAGGAACUGUUUAUUCGCGUACUAAUGAAGAAUUUCAUGAUUCACUUUAUAAGAAUGUUCAUUUAGCUGUUAUUCAUCAUGUCUCAAGAGAUGUAACCAAGGAAGAAGCAAGACAAAUUCUUUAUGCACCAUUUGAAAAGAAUUUAUUUAAAUUUAAAUCUCAUCCAAUUGCAGCCAAAUUGAAUAAUUUCGGUAAAAGAUUUGAUGAACAUAGUUAUUGGAUUCACCAAAUCGAAGAAGAUGAAACCAGUGACAACAAGAGCGAUGUGUUGAUUUAUUUCCAUGGAGGAGGAUAUAUGUUGAAUAUGUCCGAAUCUCAAUUUUUAUUCCCGGUUUGCUUACAUUAUGCUGUCAACGAGGAAACAAGGAACAAGCUCUCCAUUAUGGUUGUAGAUUAUUCUUUAUCUAUGUUUGACCAUGAGUAUCCAACUCAAUUAUGGGAAGCUUUGAAUGUCUACAACAAAUUGGUUAAGUCUGGCUAUAAGAAUAUUCAUUUAGUUGGAGAUUCAUGCGGUGCUCAUUUAUCACUUUCAGUUGCAAGAUCGAUUGCAUACCCUCAAGAAACCAGGGAACAGUUUAGUCACUUCCCUAAAUUCCCACUUAAUGUUUCACUUGAGACUUUACCUCACCCAAGAUCUUUAUCUUUAGAUUCUCCUUGGGUUGAGCCUUGUGCUAACGUACAAAUGCCGGUAAGACAUGGCGCCGAUUGUACCGGUGAUUUGGGAUCUGAAACAAGUACUAUGGGUGAUUUCUUUGUCGGUGACGCUGAUAGGGCAUUAAUCAACAAUUUCCUUACCUUCACAAACACUAAUUAUUCUGACCACUGGGCCGAAGUAGAAGCUAUUACUAACGGGAAAACGUUAAUGUUUGUGGGUGAAAGGGAAGUGUUAAGGGAUGGUAUUGACGACUUCUAUAAGAUCAUCAACAAGGCUGACAAUGUUUCCUAUCAUACCGAAAAGGGAGGAAUUCAUGCCGCAGCAGUAUAUAUCGAGACUUUAGAUUAUAUGUCUGAAGAGGGUGGGAAACGUGCAGUUGAAGGUGAUUUCGAAGGCAAAUAUGGGAUCAAUCUUGUUGCCCGUUUCUUGGAGCAAGUAGUGUAA
This is a messenger RNA of Hemisphaericaspora subhashii, 1179 nucleotides long. RefSeq lists its product as uncharacterized. The record is from RefSeq and is a predicted model, not a curated record. The transcript has a single exon. Lineage: Eukaryota; Fungi; Ascomycota; Pichiomycetes; Serinales; Debaryomycetaceae. The coding region runs from base 1 to 1179 and encodes 392 amino acids.